Molecule: messenger RNA, 1008 nt
Organism: Gopherus flavomarginatus (Mexican gopher tortoise)
Lineage: Eukaryota; Metazoa; Chordata; Testudines; Testudinidae
Product: olfactory receptor 1509-like
Exons: 2
Coding region: 1-1008 (335 amino acids)
Biological process (GO): G protein-coupled receptor signaling pathway
Cellular component (GO): membrane
Molecular function (GO): G protein-coupled receptor activity; olfactory receptor activity
Source: RefSeq, a predicted model, not a curated record
AUGGUCUUGCUGGGCCUCUCACAGGUCCUUAGCCUGGCUUUGGCCAGCUUUCUCCUCCUCUCCUACUCAGCCGUGCUGCUGGGGAACCUGUCCAUUAUCCUGACCAUCCGCGCUGAGCCACGCCUGGCUGCUUCCCCCAUGUACUACCUUCUAGGCAACCUCUCCCUGGUGGACCUGUGCUACACCUCAGUCACCACCCCCCGGAUGGCCCUUGGACUGCUCUCUGGCCAUGCCACCAUCCCCUUGGGAGAGUGUCUGGGCCAUCUCUUCUUCCUGCACUUCUUGGGCUGCACCAAGAUAUUCCUCCUCACCGCCAUGGCCUACGACCGCUACGUAGCCAUCUGCCAGCCUCUGCACUACACGACCAUCAUGGGCUACCGCACCUGCGCCGGGUUAGUGGCCGGCUCCUGGAUGGGGGCCCUGGCCCACUUUUUGGUACAGACUCUACUGGCCGCCACAUUGCCCUACUGUGGCCCCAACCGCAUCGACCACUAUUUCUGUGAUGUGGCCCCACUGCUCGGCGUUGCCUGCACUGACACGUCCCUAAUGGAGAUCCUGGUGGUGUCCGACACCGGGGCCAUUUCCCUGGGCUGCUUCCUGGUGUUGCUGGUCUCCUACGGGGUCAUCUUGGCCACCUUGCGGCGCCGCUUUGCUGAGGGCAGGCGCAAGGCCCUGUCCACCUGCACGGCCCAUCUGAUGGUGGUGGCCAUCUUUUUUGGACCCUGCAUCUUCAUCUACACUAGGCCCUUCUCCACCAUCCCUGCUGACAAGGUGGUGUCGCUGCUGGCCACUGUGGUGAUACCUGUGCUCAACCCACUGAUCUACACCCUGAGGAACACAGAGAUGAAGGGAUCCAUGAGGCAGCUGUGGGGCAAGCAGAUGGUCUCUGAUGACUCCAGCACAGCUCCCUUUAGCACUCGAGGUGGCUCUGGAGUCAGUGCUCAUUCUGAGGAGAGACCGCCCCUACUGAGCCCUCUGCCCUGCUCCCUGCAGCACAGCACCCCAUAG